AUGCGGUGGGCAUUACUCUGGAUCGGACUAACUAUCGUCAUUCUUUCCUGGCUGAAACUUCGUGCCCCCCCUGAUCUUUUGACAGAGGGACCCCAGCCGGCCUGGGACAACCAACAGACAGAGAGUGACCAGCAGGCCUGGAACAAUCUCAACGACAUCCAGAAUGGAACUCUAGGGGUUCAAAAAGUCUUCGUUAUCAACUUCCCAGAUCGAACAGAUAAACGGGAUAACAUUAUCUUGGCCUCCUCGCUGAGCGGAUUUGUUGUCGACAGUGUUGAUGGUGUGAGCCCAGAAGGAAUCAACCCCAAAACAUAUCCAUACAACUGGAAUUAUGACCAUUCAUCGAUCGAUUAUGCCCGCCGGCGAGCGCAUUUAAAUGUCAUGCAACAGAUUGUUCAGCAAAGGCUUCAGAGUGCCAUAGUUAUGGUAGAUGAUGCCGACUGGGAUGUAUCCAUUAAAACUCAACUUCAAAGCUUCGCUGUCGCAAUCCGAUCGCUUCAAGGGACGCAUCACAACUCCACCUUUUCCCCUUAUGGUGACGACUGGGAUAUCCUUUGGUUGGGACACUGCGGAGUUACUUGCAAGACCAACCAACCCUACUUCGUCACCCCACACGACCCGACUAUUCCUAUGCCCCGCCACUUCCUUCCUUAUUGGCGCGAUCCUCCAGACUUCGAGGGAUUUGAGCGGCCAGAUCAUGCACGUCUCACAUGUACUGCUAACGACGCUGCCUGUAUACGAUUCUACGCUGUCAGCUACCGUGGUGCUCAGCGCAUUCUAUCUGCUCUCUCGGUCAGUCCAGGCGGGCUCGCUGAGCAGAUUGAUAUCGGGGCUGAACUAGACGUGUCUUUGGGUCGUAUGUGUGGCCAUGGGUACCUCCAAUGCUUUGCUCCAUACCCCUCCAUGACAGGAGGUUAUAAGCCCGCCGAGUACUCAAAACAGCCUCUUGAUACGGAGGAUGAUGUCGCUCUAGAGUUCUUUGAACAUGCCAGAAGUUGGGGCGUGAUGUACAGCAUAAUGCUCAAUAUCAACAACAUCUUGAAUGGCAACCAAUUUGUCCAUGCAACAUGGGACGAUGUGGAUGUGCCAGAUGCUAUCCCUGAGGAGAUAUAUCUGAAGAGAGGGAUGAUGAAUAGCCCCGGGCCACACAAGGAACCCAUUCCAUAUGCUAUUAAACAGUGGAGAAAGCAUGUCCACAUAUCUCUCGAUGAACCUUACCUUGAAGGAGAAUGA
Molecule: messenger RNA, 1233 nt
Organism: Penicillium macrosclerotiorum
Lineage: Eukaryota; Fungi; Ascomycota; Eurotiomycetes; Eurotiales; Aspergillaceae
Product: CAZyme family GT25
Exons: 4
Coding region: 1-1233 (410 amino acids)
Source: RefSeq, a predicted model, not a curated record